AAUUAUAUAUACGUACGCGUGCAUGAACAGUACCGGGUUGUCGUUGUCGUCUUCUAGUUCUGCUGGCAGUGUUGAAAAGACAGAAGUGGACGUAUCGUCUUCUACUGACAAGUGUUGAAAAAAAGCGCUCAGUGACCAUCUCGUGGAGUGCUCCAUUCUCUCUGGAUGUGACUGGUGUUGAUCCUGAUAUCUGGUACUCUGUCCUCAUCUACAAUGUGACAGAUGAGAACAACCCAACAGCCAUCCUCUGUACUGACUGUAUCAAUAUCACUGAGACACACUACACCUUCACUCCUGACUACCUCAGUCCUUGUCAUGUGUACAACUUCUCUGUCAUCCCUCUGAAUGGAGCUGGUCAGGGAGAGAGCAGUGGUAAUGUCACAAGUGCAACCAAAGUGGAAGUUGAAUCCCUGAAUGAUAGCUAUUGUGAAGUUGAAUUCAGUCAUUUAGUGCAUAACCAGUGUGCUGCUGUGCUGGCAUGUUGACAGAGAUGACAUCUACCAGCUAUGUCUGACAAAAUCGGGAGACCUGGACACAGGAACUACUAGUCUCACCAGACCCUCACGCAAGAGAGUCCAUACUAGAUUUAUCAACAGCCAGAGAUUAGCUCAGACCAUGGUCAUGGCUGCAUAAGAGACCGAGUCCUCCCAGCCACUCCCACCAGACCCCACUCCACCCCAGUCCCAGCUUCCAGAGGUCUCACCUCUUCAACUGCAGGAGAACUACCCACCCACUCCUCCACCACCACCACCUCCUCCACUCCAGUCCAGAGAGAUUGAGGAGAAAGUGAGCACCCCUCUGAAGAAACGCCAAUAUCUCGAUCCCCCAGGUUUGUAAUGUAGAACUGCAGUUGCGUUUGGCCGUAUGUGUGUGUACUAAGAGUACCAUUUCUGUGUGUGCUUGGCUGUGUUGCCAAGUGUCUUAGUGUGACACUAUAAUAAUCUGCUUCAGAUCUCUCAACAAUACACUUACUGUAUGAGUGUACUUGAGCAGUCUAGUGCAAGAAUAGCAUAUGUCCACUACCACCAAUCUUUCUAGCAUACUCCUUCAGACGAUCAUCGUUAUAUCAACCUAACCAGUCAGUAACCAACUCGGGUGCCUAGUCGAAUUUUUAAAGGUCAAAGGUUAAUCAUUCGCGCAUGCGCAGUACUAAAGGGUACUCGUGCGCCGUCUCGUCGUCCUUACCGCGCUGCAGCAAAGUGAUACAGCGCCCUAUGGCCUCCAAAGCAACGUUUGCAGGUCCCAGUGGGCUCUGCAUUGAAGCAACGGUUGCCCUCACGCUUCGGUCUGCGGGAAAUGGCGAGUCCACCAACGGCUCGAGCGACACUCCUGUGCGUCCGCGGAAGCGACAGAGAAGGCCCGAAACCUGGAAAAGAGCAGUCGCAAAGAGCAAGCGAGCCAAGGGGGAGGAGUAUACCUCCCCCAGCACAGGAGUAACAGUCCUUUCCCGCGGAACUGGACCCGACUGCAGGUGCCGACGUCGGUGUUUCGACAGUGUCUCCCAGAGUGAAAGGGCGGCCAUUCUUGCCGCGUUCUACGGGCUGGGGAGCAAGGACCUGCAGGAUGCGCACUUGUUUGGGCUGAUUCAAUCUAUUCCUGUGAAAAGGCGCCGGCCAAGGGGAGAUGGAAGAACAUCACGGCGAGCCACCUACACCUAUGUGGUUCGUGUUGCCGGGCGGAGUGAGACUGUCUGCCAGAAAGCCUUUGCCUCCCUCUACGGUGUUAGCGUCUCUAGGGUACGCCGGAUCGCUCAGGCCACCUCAACAUCAAUCUGUGCUCCAGUCGAUAAGCGUGGGAAGCACCCAAGGAGAUCAAGUGUCAUAGAGUUGGUUUGAAGAUUUCUGUGUACUGUUGUAACACCAGCACUGAUUUUUAGUUGCUGUUUGCAUUCUUUCACUUUGUGUGUCUGUUACCAUGAUCAUUCUGUCCUGUACACAUGCACCCACACUGAUAUGGUCCUGAACCUUAUACUUGUGUAUGUACCCAAGCCCAAUUUCAAAAAUCAUGACAGAUAUUGUACUGUACAAAAUGGUUGGUGAAAUUUACUCAUCAGUAGUGUCUGAUUGUGCUCUGGAUGAAAGGAUGUUGUGAUAGUACCCUUGAAACUCAGCAGGGACAUAUUUGUCCACUAUCUUCCUCAAGUCAACAGCUUUCUUCUCCUUCAAUUCAACUGGCUUGGAAUACUUGAGAGAGGUAAGAGGAUUGGGAAGUGUAGGAGUGCUACCACGCCUGAGAAUAGGGAAACUGUGCCAUUCUGCAUUGGGAUCGUAUUUAACCCAUACCUCGGUUGAAUGUGUACUGGAGUAUUCGAGUACUCGUGCAUUGGAGAUGUUCAUGGAUUUUUUCUUGUCGUUUUUUAUAACCUUCUUAAAAAACUUUGAAAAAUGCACAUGCCACUCAAGAAACAUACUCGUUUCACAAGCCACCACACUGAAUGGUUUACGGACUCUGGCCUGUUUGAUAACAUUCAUCCACUGCUCACAGGUGUAAAUGCGCUCGUGCUUUCUUUUCUUAAUCUCAGUCCGUCCAAAGUCCCUAUCAUUAGGGAGAAAGCUAUGCCCUCGAACAGGAAAAGAGUGCGUUAUUUUUGAAAAUCUUCCAGAAAACACUAGUGUGAAGAGAUAGCUCAUUAAAUUUGAAUUUUUAUUUUGACCUGGGCAUCCAUCAGAAUAGAGGUAGAGUGUAUCAAUGGUUGUAGGUAUAUAAGACAAAAAAUGAUGCAAGCACGAUAUCACUUCAUCGCUGCCCCUUUUUGCAAGUACCUCGGGCCAACAAUACAUACUCACGCUAUUAUUGCCGCAACUAUGGAUUCCAAAUACAUACAUCCACAGCUGUUGCAUAUAAAAUAAAUCACCGACUGGAAUGUGCGGCAAUGGGAUAUUUUGUUGAAAAUCAAAGGUAAGAGUUAAAACGGAUUGGUCACUCUUCGACAAAUUAGUUUUUUGACGAAGACUAGAGUAAAAAAUUUCAGCUGAAUCUAGAUGCAGACGAUGAUCCUGUUGGAUUUUCCGUUUGCAAGCUUGGUCAACUUGCAAGGCCAGCUUGUUCUUGAAGAUUUCAUAAGUAGGACACGUGUCUACCUUGGGCCUUCCAAAUGUAAGAUUGAAUUCACUGUUAAAAUUUUUGCAUAGUACGAAUACUUGACCAGGGGUGUUUCGCUAUUGCUUUCAUGUUUUUCAACAUAAAGCCUGUGCAUUUCAGCCACAGAGAGAAGGGGUGAGAGAUACUUGCGUGCCUUGCUCUUCCCCGAAGAGUAGUGGGACUUUAGAGCGGGGACAGACUUAAUGUGCUGACGAAUUUGUUCCUUAACCUCACCACCCAGCUGAAUUCGUGAUCUCCUUGGGUGCUUCCCACGCUUAUCGACUGGAGCACAGAUUGAUGUUGAGGUGGCCUGAGCGAUCCGGCGUACCCUAGAGACGCUAACACCGUAGAGGGAGGCAAAGGCUUUCUGGCAGACAGUCUCACUCCGCCCGGCAACACGAACCUGAGUAAUAAAAAAAAACACUUGAAAGUGCAUGUAUAUACAUAGCAAAUUGCAUGCACAUUCAUGGAUGAUGAGUAUUGCCGUAGCAGAUAUACUCCAGCAUCACUACACUCAUAGCAAGAACAGCCUCCCAAGCUUUGUUUCAAGUCUACCAAUGCUCUGGAUACCACAUGUGGGUACAGAGUCGCUUCUGUUACCAACUUCUAUGCAACAAGCAUGGUCUCUAGUUAAUGCACACCAACCCACACACACACUUACCACAUAGGUGUAGGUGGCUCGCCGUGAUGUUCUUCCAUCUCCCCUUGGCCGGCGCCUUUUCACAGGAAUAGAUUGAAUCAGCCCAAACAAGUGCGCAUCCUGCAGGUCCUUGCUCCCCAGCCCGUAGAACGCGGCAAGAAUGGCCGCCCUUUCACUCUGGGAGACACUGUCGAAACACCGACGUCGGCACCUGCAGUCGGGUCCAGUUCCGCGGGAAAGGACUGUUACUCCUGUGCUGGGGGAGGUAUACUCCUCCCCCUUGGCUCGCUUGCUCUUUGCGACUGCUCUUUUCCAGGUUUCGGGCCUUCUCUGUCGCUUCCGCGGACGCACAGGAGUGUCGCUCGAGCCGUUGGUGGACUCGCCAUUUCCCGCAGACCGAAGCGUGAGGGCAACCGUUGCUUCAAUGCAGAGCCCACUGGGACCUGCAAACGUUGCUUUGGAGGCCAUAGGGCGCUGUAUCACUUUGCUGCAGCGCGGCAAGGACGACGAGACGGCGCACUAGUACUGCGCAUGCGCGAAUGAUUAACCUUUGACCUUUAAAAAUUCGACUAGGCACCCGAGUUGGUUACUGACUGGUUAGGUUGAUAUAACGAUGAUCGUCUGAAGGAGUAUGCUAGAAAGAUUGGUGGUAGUGGACAUAUGCUAUUCUUGCACUAGACUGCUCACUUAUUCUGCAUGCUAGGAAACUACCAGGAGAAGAUUUUGAAGUGGCUUCACACUGGAGUGAGUCGUGGUUUCCAUGGGCCGGAUUUACUCAUUGAACUCUGCUCUGGGGGCUCCCUACUGGGUUGAGCUCCCUUCUUCAGCAGCCGUUCAGACAUAUUAUUAUAGACUGAGGCUGCUGAGAUUUUGCUGUUAUGAAGGACAAUGAUAUCCCUGAUGUCAGCUUUUAAAAAAUACUGUUGUGUAUGCUUGUCUGACAAGUAGUCAUGUUCUCCCACACUUUUUAUCUGGAAUUUUAUUGUGCAUAUUUUAAUUAUCCAAGGUUUUUGUUCUGAUGAACUGUUAUAAUAUUAUCGUCUGUUAAGAUGCCCACGCAUGAAUUGACUUGACGGUGCACCUU
This is a messenger RNA of Geodia barretti, 4805 nucleotides long. The record is from the annotation of a GenBank genome assembly. Lineage: Eukaryota; Metazoa; Porifera; Demospongiae; Tetractinellida; Geodiidae.